AUGGAGCUGCCCCGGGUGGCCUGCAGAGCUUGGGACGUUUGUCUUCUCAAAGCUUUGCUGGCUGAGUUUAUGGGCACUGGGAUUUUUCUCUUCACCGGCUUGGCCUCCAUCACUCCUUGGACUCAGCCUGCAGUUGACUCAGGGAAUCUGGGCAUCACUGCCCAGAGCCAGUCCUCCGGGGCUGGUUCUGAGCCGAGCGGCACCGUGUACUCAGCCCCACCAGCUGCUGCUGCCACCCUCAGCCUGGGGGAUGUGGGGACGCAAGCUCCUUGCAGCUUGGCCUCCCCCAACCCGCUCCACGUGUCCCUGGCCUUCGGGAGCUCGGUGGCUGUCAUGUCGUACUGUGCGUUGCCCCUGAGCGGCGGUCAUCUGAACCCGGCGGUGACCGUCUCCAUGCUAGUGGCUGUGAAAGUGAGGCCAGCCUGGGCCAUGUGCUACAUCCUGGCGCAGCUGCUUGGGGGCAUCACUGCCUCGGCUCUUCUCUACGGGCUGACUCCAGAACACGCCCUGGGGGAGAUGGGUGUCAACAAGCUGGCUCCGGGGGUCACGCUCCUGCAAGCCCUCAGCAUAGAGGUGAUCAUCUCCUUCCAGCUGGUCCUCUGCAUCCUCGCCACGUCCGGGAGCAAGAGAGACCCUUCCAAGGGCAGGCACCUGGUCAUCGGGCUCUCUGUCAUGCUGGGGCACCUGGUUGCCAUCGGUUACACUGGAUGCAGCAUGAAUCCUGCCCGGUCACUGGGCCCUGCUUUGAUUACUUUUGAAUUUGCUAAUCACUGGGUCUUCUGGUUGGGCCCACUUGGCGGGGGUCUGGCUGCGGCCAUUCUCAAUGAGCUGGUACUGGCCCCAACAGGCAGCGGCUUCCGCCAGUGGCUGACCAUGCUGCAGGAGGGACCAAAGGCUGAGCGCAACCUGCAAUCCAAGGCUGAGAGCACCACCCAAGAGAUGGGAUUGAGCGAGACGCCCUGA
Messenger RNA from Chelonia mydas (Green sea turtle), 963 nucleotides. RefSeq names its product aquaporin-5. The transcript is spliced from 4 exons. NCBI's taxonomy places the organism in Eukaryota, Metazoa, Chordata, Testudines, Cheloniidae. Gene Ontology annotation, biological process: transmembrane transport. Bases 1 to 963 code for a protein of 320 amino acids. The record is from RefSeq and is a predicted model, not a curated record. Gene Ontology annotation, cellular component: plasma membrane. Gene Ontology annotation, molecular function: water channel activity.